Molecule: messenger RNA, 1873 nt
Organism: Saccoglossus kowalevskii
Lineage: Eukaryota; Metazoa; Hemichordata; Enteropneusta; Harrimaniidae
Product: centromere protein Q-like
Source: RefSeq, a predicted model, not a curated record
GUACCGCUCUUCGCGGAGAGCCGUUACAAGCGUUAGCCCACUAAUCCCGCCGAUUCACACGUACAUGUAAAACAAUAGGCGUUUCCAGACCAGUGAUAGAGGGUCUGUGAGAUAAUAUAAUCUAUACUUGUAGUAAUAUAACAAUGCGUUAUGGUUGUCUAUCCUUAAGGCCAAGCAGACGAGGCAUGAAAAACAAAGACCACCACAAGAAAAAGAGAGCGAUGUGUAUACGGAACGUAAAAUUUCAGCAAGGACUCUUGGUAAAUGGAAACCAGUACAAAAGUCUACAAAGGAUGUGGUUGUCAACAUGAUAGAUGGUGCUAUCAUGUCAACAUUGAAUGAUACAAGUGCUGUAAGUUACAGUAAUGUGCAAGAGCAUCUAAACAUUAUGAGAGCCAGACUCUUAUCUAGGCUGACUCAAUUAAAAGUACCACCUGUCAGGUACAAUGACUACAAAAGGAUGGACAAUCAGUGUAAAUAUAUGGAUGAGGUUUUACUGCAAGGAUCUAACCAAAUGAUGGUCAUGGAGGGACAAAUGAAAAAACUAGACGAGUGUUUGAAAAAGAAAGAAGAAGAACUUGUCAAUGUAGAUGAAUCUAUAAAACAGUUUGAAUCAAAUGGUGCAAAGUGGAAAAAAAAGUGUCACCCAAUACUCAAUGACCAUUUUGUUGAUACAUUGGGCAUUCCACCUUUACCAGAUGAUAGGGACCAUUUACCAUUUCCUCAGGUUGAAGACUUUGAUCCUAAACGUAGUGGACUCCUGCACAAUCUGACAGACUUCAGUAAAUCUGAUGGUGUCCAUGAUCUCAACAAGUAUGUAGAGAAUAUAGUUGCAGUUACCAACGUACUUGUGAACCAAGAUGAGAAUAGUGACAAUAUUCAUGGUGAGUUACAAUUGCUAUAUGAAUACAGUCAUUGUGAGUUACAAUUGCCAUAUGAAUACAGUCAUGGUGAGUUACAAUUGCCAUAUGAAUACAGUCAUGGUGAGUUACAAUUGCCAUAUGAAUACAGUCAUUGUGAGUUACAAUUGCCAUAUGAAUACAGUCAUGGUGAGUUACAAUUGCCAUAUGAAUACAGUCAUGGUGAGUUACAAUUGCCAUAUGAAUACAGUCAUGGUGAGUUACAAUUGCCAUAUGAAUACAGUCAUGGUGAGUUACAAUUGCCAUAUGAAUACAGUCAUGGUGAGUUACAAUUGCCAUAUGAAUACAGUCAUGGUGAGUUACAAUUGCCAUAUGAAUACAGUCAUGGUGAGUUACAAUUGCCAUAUGAAUACAGUCAUGGUGAGUUACAAUUGCCAUAUGAAUACAGUCAUGGUGAGUUACAAUUGCCAUAUGAAUACAGUCAUGGUGAGUUACAAUUGCCAUAUGAAUACAGUCAUGGUGAGUUACAAUUGCCAUAUGAAUACAGUCAUGGUGAGUUACAAUUGCCAUAUGAAUACAGUCAUGGUGAGUUACAAUUGCCAUAUGAAUACAGUCAUGGUGAGUUACAAUUGCCAUAUGAAUACAGUCAUGGUGAGUUACAAUUGCCAUAUGAAUACAGUCAUGGUGAGUUACAAUUGCCAUAUGAAUACAGUCAUGGUGAGUUACAAUUGCCAUAUGAAUACAGUCAUGGUGAGUUACAAUUGCCAUAUGAAUACAGUCAUGGUGAGUUACAAUUGCCAUAUGAAUACAGUCAUGGUGAGUUACAAUUGCCAUAUGAAUACAGUCAUGGUGAGUUACAAUUGCCAUAUGAAUACAGUCAUGGUGAGUUACAAUUGCCAUAUGAAUACAGUCAUGGUGAGUUACAAUUGCCAUAUGAAUACAGUCAUGGAGCAAUAAUGAUCUGUUCUAUUAGGCCAGAAAGUACCGUGGUUGAUUGUGAUUAUAAUAUUUAG